UGAUGUCAGUGCUCCUUCAACAAUUUUUUCAGCUGGCAACUACGGCUACCCUCAAUCUGGCGAUGGCGGCUGCGUCGUCAGCUCCUCCCGAAGAUGUGAACCUGCUCUAUCCAGUGCUCAUGUCGUCCACGGCCAUCGUCAACAUUUUAAAAGAGGUCCUAUUUUCUCUAUCCUGCAAAGAUGGAAAGUCACAGUGCGUUUCAGAAAUGUCAUCUCCAACGAAAAUACACGGGCUGCCUUCCCUCGCGGUACGUGAAACACCCACGGCUCGAGGAACUAGACAAAGAAGCACUGGUGCAGCUGUAUGAGAAGACGGUGCUGCCACUGCCGCAGCGGAAGUAUCGGGACACCCGGUCGGGACGAGCCCUGUCUGCUCUGCGGAAGCACGCUGACAGUCGCAGCAAGCGGAAGGCUUCCCGGGAUUUCUCCUCUGAUUCAACCACCACAAAGCUACGCGCAGGCAACCGCAGUCAUAACGAUGGCAAGGGGCCACAGCGGCCGAGUGAACCUCCUCACACAAAGAGUGGCCGACAAUCCAGUGGGGGUGAAUGGGGUUCCUGGGACGAGGAGUCUAAAUCUACCAAGAGGAGCAUCACAAAUAGGUGUCUUGGCGAGGGACCUCCUAGGAAAAAGCAUCGGACGCCAAUCACAUGGCCAUGACUGGUGUUGAAUGGCAAGCCAGGCUACAUCAUUAGUGUCAUAAGUAUGCACAGGGUUCCUCUCCUUCAUGAAAGGGGGGGGGGGGGGCAAAGGUUUGUCUGUCGCAGCACCACCCCCCCUCGCUAUCAUGUCAAUGUGUGGCUGACAGCGCUGCACCUCUUGGUCCCCUGUGCCUAUGGCCAUUGUCUUGCUUGUGCCUUUUGGUUUCCAUGGCAAAGAGGCACACCAUUUCACAAAAUGCACAUCUAGCUGAGCCACCAAAAUGUUGUUCUGAGGUGGCUUUUGACAAUGCACUUAAGGUCAAAAAUUUGCAUUUCAUCUAAAAUAAGCUGUUACUGCUUGUUAUAUAAAAUGAUGUCGACUGGGAAAAUUUUUCUUCAAUGAGACUGCUCUAUUUAAGGAGAGGUCGCCAUAAACAAGGCAUUGCAAUUCACAUGAGAUAAAACAGAGAGCAGUGCAUUUUAGUUCAUGUACUUAGCCAAUGGACCGCCAUGUAAAAUUUUGCUUCAAGUGAGUAUUUGAGCAACGAUAGUCAUACAAAAAUUGCUCUUAUUUUCACAAUGUAUUGUAAGACCAUGGUGUAGGCUGACAAUAAAAGUUUUUGCACAUUCAGCUUGAA
Rhipicephalus microplus (southern cattle tick) is the source of this 1279-nucleotide messenger RNA. RefSeq lists its product as uncharacterized. Gene Ontology annotation, biological process: embryonic morphogenesis. Lineage: Eukaryota; Metazoa; Arthropoda; Arachnida; Ixodida; Ixodidae. The record is from RefSeq and is a predicted model, not a curated record. Gene Ontology annotation, cellular component: tRNA-splicing ligase complex.